Neurospora hispaniola is the source of this 1364-nucleotide messenger RNA. RefSeq lists its product as uncharacterized. The transcript has 2 exons. Bases 218 to 1225 code for a protein of 335 amino acids. Lineage: Eukaryota; Fungi; Ascomycota; Sordariomycetes; Sordariales; Sordariaceae. The record is from RefSeq and is a predicted model, not a curated record.
GGUUAUCCAAGCUAAUAUAUUUGGACUUAGCAGAAACGGGGGCAAGCUGGGCGAUCCAUGAGAAAUAUGUUGAUUGUUCGACAUUGAUUGACCUCUUACACCCUGAGUUUGGUAGCCUACCCGAUCAAUGCUACAUGUCAGUCUAGCUGCGGAUCAAAAAAAAAAAAAAAAAAAAAUAUGGGGAAGAGAAAUGAAAGCAGUGAACAGGGGCUGAUUUAUGUACCUCAGAUUCAUGCGCAAAGAUGACUACCCAUCCGUAAACGGAGGACGCGAAGCCCUCCUUGCCGCCCUCAACGUUCCCGCCUUCGUCGCCAGCAGGACCUGCUUCGAACUGAACGGCUACGCAGGAUGUCGACCAGUAUUCAAAGAACCGCAGCAGACUGAUGAUCCCUUUGGGAAGCAAGACGCUACCCCUACACUCACAUCCUGCACGACAUGGUUCCACUAUCUCGCAAAGAUGGUCCGCAAAAUUGACUCCUUCCAGAAUGAGCAGAAACCCCACGACGAAGAGCCCGAAUAUGUCCGUGAAAAGUCCACAGAGGGAUACGAGUGGUUCGAAAUGAGCAUCUUCACCCGCUGGGAUGCGCCAGGCAAAUGUCGGGUCCUGUGUAUCGACACUCCACCUGAUUGCCCUGAGCGCCUCAAGGACGCCCUGCUGAAGAAGAAGAAGAGUCUGAGUCUCCCGGAAGCCGCCCAAGCAGACCCUUUUGCCCUCCACGCCGACCUCCUAGACAUCAUAAUCGUCUAUUCCGACAUUUCCGUUUGGCGCGUGCGCGAUCCGAUCCGGCUCCUCGAAAAGUCGCGGCUCAACGGGCACGAUCUGUUUGAGCAGAUCCACGACCACGCAAGGCACGCAUACCACUCGUCCGAGGUGCUGGAGGCGGCGAUCCAGACGGUCGAGCAGUUGGGCAGAUAUCAGCGAGAGAUUCAUGAGACUAUUGCACAUGGGCAGCGCAAUGGCAGUGGCAGUGGCGGCGGCAGCCGCUUGGGCCACAGUCUGACUCUGACGUACAGAGCGCAGGCGAGGGAGUAUACGCAGUUUCAGAUUUCGUUGGUGAAGAGUUUGAAGCUGAGGAGUGAUUCGAGUUUGCAGAGGUUGAAGAACGAGGUUGGACUGGCGUACAACAAUAUUGCCAGACAAGAUAACAGCGUCAUGAAAUCGAUAGCGCUAUUGACUAUGAUCUUUCUGCCUGCCACUUUCAUUUCGGUAUGUCCCCUAGCGUAGCUAGUAUCUGAAUCCCCUUUCAACCAGUCUUGACUGCCGUUUUUUCAGUCUUCUUUUCUUUGGGUACCCAUCGCUCCUUCCUCACUUGAACCUGACUGCCCGCUAACCACCAGAGCCACGUGAUACCAGGCCCUCUUCA